AAAGCAUAAACCCUUCUUCUCUUCAUAUACUCCCUAAUUCAUAAAACAAACAUCCCAACUGACCACGUUUUGUCUCCAGUUUUCCAAAUGGAGACGAACCACAACACAAACAUUGUCAUGAAGAAAACAAGAGGGAGGCAAAAGAUAGAGAUAAAAAGGAUUUCAAAGGCAUCCGAUAGGACGGUCACCUUCUCAAAGCGUCGAUCAGGAAUCUAUAAGAAGGUAAAUGAGCUUGUCACCAUGACGGGUAGCGAGGUAGGAUUUUUGGUAUUUUCUCCUGCAGGGAAACCCUUCACUUAUGGUGAUCCUUCCUUUGAGGAUCUUGCACUUCGGUACCUGGGCCAGCAACAAGAGCCUCAAUUACCUCUCAAUCAAGGGAUGUACAGGCAGGCUAGGAUCGAAGAGCUACUCUGGACCCACAACAAGCUAAUGGAAUUGAUGGAAGAAAAAGAGAAGAAAGUGAAGGUUUUGAGGGCAAAGCUUGUGAGAAAGCCAAUGAAUAAUUGGUGGAACAAAGGGAUUAAGGAGGUGGAGGUGGAAGAGCUUCCAGAUCUUGAGGAUGCCUACUCGAAGGUGUUUAUGAUGGUUGAAAACAGGAGGACAGAAGUAAUCGGCCUUACCAAUAACAUCAAUAAUUAUGCUAUUGGUGGUGCUUCUUCCUCUACUGUUUCUGAGCCUUCUCAAUACCAAUUGAUGAGCAUGAGAUCGAUGUUUGGGUCAUUUGGUGAAACCAUUAAUCAACGGGUGAACAUCGCGACAAUGCCUAAUAAUCAUCCAAUGGCUGGUCAACCGGGAAAUGAGAAUGAUGAUAUUGGUCACCUUUCCUCAUCGUUUGGGUUUCCUCCUGUUGAUGCUUCUGGCAGUUGUCCUAAGUCGCUCUAGGAAAUAUGUUGUCUUCAACAAUGUUAAGUGCUUUUUGAAUCAAAUCCAAAUAGUGGAUUUUGCAACACAUUAAUAUAUGUUUAGUUUGGUUGGAAUGUUUUUUUAAUUUCAAAUCUUUUCGCGACAUAGUUUAAAGAUUAAAAAAUUUAUCUUGAUUGGAAAUGUUAUACAAAGUUGAAUAAAAGGAAGUGAAUUUU
Molecule: messenger RNA, 1079 nt
Organism: Linum trigynum
Lineage: Eukaryota; Viridiplantae; Streptophyta; Magnoliopsida; Malpighiales; Linaceae
Source: the annotation of a GenBank genome assembly